Messenger RNA from Zymoseptoria tritici IPO323, 533 nucleotides. RefSeq lists its product as uncharacterized. NCBI's taxonomy places the organism in Eukaryota, Fungi, Ascomycota, Dothideomycetes, Mycosphaerellales, Mycosphaerellaceae. The transcript has 4 exons. Bases 22 to 372 code for a protein of 116 amino acids. Gene Ontology annotation, cellular component: TIM23 mitochondrial import inner membrane translocase complex. Gene Ontology annotation, biological process: protein import into mitochondrial matrix; protein insertion into mitochondrial inner membrane. The record is from RefSeq and is a predicted model, not a curated record.
GACCACGAACGAGAGCUCAAGAUGCCACCAGUCGCUGCUGCCGGAGGAAUGUCAGGUCCAUCGACCUUCGACAAGGCUAAGAUGGGAGCCAUGAUGGGAGGCACUGUUGGCCUAUGUAUCGGUUUCAUCUUCGGCGCAACGAACAUCAUUCGAUUUGGACCCGGACCUCAAGGCAUGAUGCGAACACUGGGACAAUACAUGCUCGGCUCGGCCGCAACAUUUGGAUUCUUCAUGUCAAUCGGAACCACCAUUCGAACGGAGAGCUCGCCCAUCGUCACAGAAGCAUUUCGCAAUGCUCAAGCACGGCACGGCAGGCCAAUGAUCAUGCCCCUGGACCGUAUGCAGAGGAGAGCGAAUAGGACGCAAGAAUGAGGGAUUGGGAAACAGGAUGUACAUUAAGUGUGAGGAGGAGGACGAAGGACAUAUGGCCGAGAAGUGGGCGGACAAUGGCCACGGUACAGCAUGGAGGAAGGGAACGGCUCGACGUCAGACUUUCUACGGGCACAACAUACCCAGCUCAUGAAAGGCAUUGC